Molecule: messenger RNA, 1905 nt
Organism: Strongylocentrotus purpuratus (purple sea urchin)
Lineage: Eukaryota; Metazoa; Echinodermata; Echinoidea; Camarodonta; Strongylocentrotidae
Product: RING finger protein 207-like
Exons: 2
Coding region: 73-1905 (610 amino acids)
Biological process (GO): positive regulation of DNA-templated transcription
Cellular component (GO): chromatin; nucleoplasm
Molecular function (GO): ubiquitin-protein transferase activity; zinc ion binding
Source: RefSeq, a predicted model, not a curated record
GAGCAGUCAUGUUUACUGAUUCUAUAUAACACAUAGACCGAUACGUAGUUGCGGGGAAAGAGAAAUCGAAUCAUGGCUGAUGCAUUCAAGAAUGUCAUUGCUCAAAGUCUGGAGUGUCCUGUAUGUCUGAAUACCUUCACCGAUCCGAAGAUCCUGUCUUGUUCGCACACCUACUGCAAGGCCUGUCUGAACAAUCUCUUGGAAUGCGUGCAUGGUAACGACCAGAUGCUACGAUGCCCUGUCUGCAGAGCUGAAACCCAGGUGCUAAACCAAGAUGUCAGCAAAUUACCGACAAAUCUAGCUUUGAAGUCUCUCAUAGAGGAUGUGAAGAAUCAACAUCAGUUUUGCACGAAUUGUAAAUCCGAGGACAAACCCCAAGCUGUUGUCUACUGUCAAGACUGUGGCAUGUAUCUCUGUAUCACUUGCCACAAUGCACACUCUCUUUGGCAAAACUUCAUCAGUCACGAGGUCUUAGCCAUUAGUGAGAUCGUAUCAGGGAAGGUGUCAGUGCGUAGAUACCGUAAAUGCAAGAAACACCCCAAAGAGGAUGAGGAGUGCUUCUGUUCCGACUGCAGGAGAUUUGCCUGCUUCAGGUGUGUUGUCAUGCAGCAUAAAGACGAAGGACAUCGGGUCAUCGAGGCAGCUGCUUAUGAAAGCAGCCAUAUGAAGAGUGUCGAGGACCUCAAAUCCAAGGCGGACAAAAAACGCUCUUUCCUUCAGAAAUAUGUUGAUUUCAUUGAUGAACAGAAGGAGCGUGUGAGCAAUGUUCAGACGCAGUGUACAGAUGAUAUCAACAAAGCAUAUGAAGAAUCGGUCCGGCAGCUGACAGAACAGAAAGAUAUCCUCAUUGUUCAAGUCAAGGUUAGGACCGAAGGAGUAGAGAAAGAACUGGACGAAAUGAAGAAAUCAGCUCAGGAGCACAUCACUCACUUGACCAACAUAGCUGACGUGGUAACCAAUAGGACAAAGAUACCGUUUGAUAUGAAUGCUUUGGCUGCACACGACAAUCUACGUCAAGACUUACAAGAGGCCUUGAAACAAGAAGAUCCUGACUACAAGCAGCCGAUGCAAUCGAGCAAGAAAGGGAAAAUUGUUACUUUUAUGAGAAAAAAUGGAAUGGACGAGCUAACUCUCGGUAACAUCGUAAAUUCAGUUGCAAAGAGCAUCGCUUUGCCUACUAGCAAGGGUAGCAUUAAUGCCAUGGUUAGUACACCAGAUGGUAGAAUGGCAGUGGGACAUUUGACAGGUGGCGUGGAGAUCGUCUCUGCUGAUGGUCAGAUCCAGCAGACAGUUCUCAAACAUGUGUGGAUUUGUGGAAUAGGGAUUCUCUCUGAUGGUCGGUAUGUUAUACUUGAUGGCCCCACAAAUAUCAAACUGUACACACUAGAGUACACGAAGUUAAAUGUAGUGUUUGAGUCUUUGAGUGUCGAUGAAGGUGAAUUUGCUACCCUCACUGUGGACGCUGAUGAUCAGAUCUAUGUUAGCUACUGCAAAACCCAGAAGAUCCAGGUAUUCUCACCAGCAGGGGGGCAGGCGGUCAGGGUGAUACCAUGUGUUGGGUAUGUUCCUUUAAAAAUUACUAAUUAUAAUGAUAACCUGAUCAUCGCAUCUGGUGAUACAAUACGAUUGAUUGACAAACAAGGUGUUGUAAAAUAUGAAUCAGCGAAAUUAGGGUUUUUUCUAUUCGCCGCUGUGUCUCAAUGGAAUACAAUCCUGAUAGCCAAUGUGAAGCACGAUCUAGGUUUGGUCAGCAUUGAUGAGUACACUAACGAGCUGAAGCAUGUCCAGAACCUCGUCAAUGAUUACAAGAUUGAGAAGCCCGAGCUAAGUUGGUAUUCUCUCCAUCAGUACCGAUCAGGAGAGAUCGCUCUCUGCACUCCUGAUAUACUAUAUAUAUUCCAUUGA